Molecule: messenger RNA, 411 nt
Organism: Rotaria sp. Silwood2
Lineage: Eukaryota; Metazoa; Rotifera; Eurotatoria; Philodinida; Philodinidae
Source: the annotation of a GenBank genome assembly
AUGAGCAAGGCUAAUAUUUUCAAAUUUACUUCAUCUUUACGAAUUCUCAUGAUCUUCUUUGUACUGGUUCUUUGUAUCAAUAAAAAUCAUGCAUUGGCAAAUGGAAUUAAUGGCCCAAUAUUUUUUGAUAAUAAUGAUGAUGAAUUAGAAUUUCCUACUAAUCGAAAUAAACCAUUUGAUUUGAAAAAAUUCAUCCGUGAAGAUAUUGAAUCGAGUCAAAGUGAUGCUUGGUCUCGUUUAUUCCACAGUGAGACUAGUCAACCACGAAUUACAAAUCGUUCCCGCUAUUCAUCAAAAGUACAAAGUCAUGGUUCUUCAAAUGGUCGAAUGUACAUUAUACCAUUUGAUAAACGUACAAUUCCAAUUGAACUUCAAAAAGCUCUUUAUGCUCAUGGAAUUGUAGGUCGCUGA